Molecule: messenger RNA, 6671 nt
Organism: Eleginops maclovinus (Patagonian blennie)
Lineage: Eukaryota; Metazoa; Chordata; Actinopteri; Perciformes; Eleginopidae
Gene: braf
Product: B-Raf proto-oncogene, serine/threonine kinase
Exons: 20
Coding region: 6-2468 (820 amino acids)
Biological process (GO): Ras protein signal transduction; protein phosphorylation
Cellular component (GO): cytoplasm
Molecular function (GO): ATP binding; protein kinase activity
Source: RefSeq, a predicted model, not a curated record
UUAAAAUGGCGGCGUUGAGCAGCGCCGAGUCCCCACCGCCCGUCUUUAACGGAGACACCGCGGAGCCGGGCAGUGAGCCGGGCCUGGAGGAGCUGGGUGCCGGCCUGGCCUCCUCCUGUACGGAGGGGAUCCCCGGAGGUCCGCAGGAUGAGGAGAUCUGGAAUAUCAAACAGAUGAUAAAGUUGACCCAAGAACACUUAGAGGCCCUUCUGGACAAGUUUGGGGGUGAACACAAUCCUCCUUCCAUAUAUCUAGAGGCCUAUGAGGAGUACACCAGCAAACUCGACGCCCUGCAGCAGAGGGAGCAGCAGCUGCUGGAGGCCAUGGGCAACGGCACAGAAUUCUCCUGCUCUCCUAACCCCAUGCCAGCCCUUCUGGAGGUCACAAUGGGGGGUUGUGGGGUCACAGGGGGGGCUCAGGCCUAUCCCUCGGCCCCUAACACCUUGGCUGUCCUGCAGACCCCCAUCGACGCCAGCAGAGCGAACCCCCGCUCCCCCCAGAAGCCAAUCGUCAGGGUCUUCCUGCCCAACAAACAGAGAACAGUGGUGCCAGCCCGCUGUGGGAUGACUGUGAGAGACUCGCUGAAGAAAGCUCUGAUGAUGCGAGGCCUCAUCCCAGAGUGCUGUGCGGUCUACAGGGUACAGGAUGGAGAGAAGAAGCCCAUUGGCUGGGACACAGACAUCUCCUGGCUUACAGGAGAGGAGUUACACGUAGAAGUGUUGGAGAAUGUGCCGCUCACCACACACAACUUUGUAAGGAAGACCUUCUUCACGCUGGCCUUCUGUGACUUCUGUAGAAAGCUGCUGUUCCAGGGUUUCCGCUGUCAGACCUGUGGCUAUAAGUUCCACCAGCGCUGCAGCACUGAGGUUCCCCUCAUGUGUGUCAACUAUGACCAACUAGACUUGUUGCUAGUGUCCAAGUUCUUUGAGCAUCACCCGUUCACCCAGGAGGACGUCUCCUCUGAGUGCACCACCCCCGUGUCUGAGGCCUGUCCGUCACUUCCCCCAUCCGACUCCACCGGGUCGAUAUGCCACUCCACUGUGUCCCCGUCCAAGUCCAUACCAAUCCCUCCCAGUUUCCGGCCCAACGAGGAAGACCACCGCAACCAGUUUGGCCAGCGGGACCGCUCGUCCUCAGCCCCGAACGUCCAUAUCAACACCAUCGAGCCUGUCAACAUCGACGACCUGAUUCGAGAUCAGUGCUUGCCAAGGUCAGAUGGAGCCCCCCCGACCCACCCCGCCCGCUGCUUGAGGAAGCACCGAACACGGACCUCAAGCCCCCUCCUAUACUCCUACCCCAAUGACAUAGUGUUUGAUUUUGAGCCCGAGCCUGUUUUCCGAGGCUCCACGGCAGGGCUGUCGGCCACGCCCCCCGCCUCUUUACCCGGCUCUCUGACCAAUGUCAAGGUUGCACAGAAGUCGCCGUGCCAACAGAGGGAGCGCAAGUCGUCGUCGUCGUCCGAGGACCGCAAUAAGAUGAAAACUCUGGGGAGGAGGGACUCCAGCGACGACUGGGAGAUCCCCGAGGGUCAGAUCACUCUGGGGCAGAGGAUAGGCUCCGGCUCCUUUGGAACCGUCUACAAGGGAAAGUGGCACGGCGAUGUGGCAGUGAAGAUGUUGAACGUCACGGCACCCACACCACAACAGCUCCAGGCCUUCAAGAAUGAAGUGGGAGUCCUCAGGAAAACGCGUCAUGUGAACAUCCUGCUGUUCAUGGGCUACACCACCAAGCCUCAGCUGGCCAUCGUGACCCAGUGGUGCGAAGGCUCCAGUCUGUACCACCACCUGCACAUCAUCGAGACCAAGUUCGAGAUGAUCAAGCUGAUCGACAUCGCCCGGCAGACCGCUCAGGGCAUGGAUUACCUGCACGCAAAAUCAAUCAUCCACAGAGAUUUGAAGAGCAACAAUAUUUUCCUCCACGAGGAUCUGACGGUGAAGAUUGGCGACUUUGGUCUGGCUACAGUCAAGUCCCGUUGGAGUGGCUCCCACCAGUUUGAACAGCUGUCCGGCUCCAUUCUGUGGAUGGCUCCAGAGGUGAUCCGGCUGCAGGACAAGAAUCCCUACAGCUUCCAGUCAGAUGUUUACGCUUUCGGCAUCGUGCUGUACGAGCUCAUGUCCGGAGCACUGCCCUAUUCCAACAUCAACAACAGAGACCAGAUCAUAUUUAUGGUGGGUCGAGGUUACCUGUCCCCCGACCUCAGCAAGGUGCGCAGCAACUGUCCAAAAGCCAUGAAGAGGCUGAUGGCGGACUGCCUGAAGAAGAAGAGAGAGGAGCGACCCCUCUUCCCUCAGAUCUUGGCGUCCAUCGAGCUGCUCGCACGUUCAUUACCCAAAAUCCACCGCAGCGCCUCAGAGCCUUCGUUAAAUCGGGCCGGCUUCCAGACGGAGGACUUCAGCUUGUACGCCUGCGCCUCACCUAAAACCCCCAUCCAGGCCGGCGGCUAUGGGGAGUUCUCUGCAUUUAAGUAAGCGCUGCAGAUCCCAUCAGUCCAUCCCUCGUCACUUCUCAAAAAGUCUCGUGUCCAUGCGGUGGAAUCAUUCAUCACCGAAAAAAAACUGAAAAAAUGUGUCUCAAUGAAUGUGCUUUUUUCUUCCUCUGUCAACCUGGAGAAGGCAAGCCUCACUGGAGUCCUUUUUUUUUUUUUAAACAAAAAAGCUGUCCAGCAGGCAAACGGCCACAGCGACAGACAAAACUGAUUUAGGGAAUAAAACAAAAAUGAUUAUCACAUGAAAAGAAAGGAAACACACAAAGAUGUACGGUUUUGAGGAGAAGACGGCAAACUCCACAGAUGCCUGCUGGAGGGGGAAAGAUAAAGGGAACAGGAAGUGGUGACGGAUGUAGGGCAAGUCGAGGCUUAGGGCGCCCCACGUCCUAUCAUUUCCUGGACUGCUCUUUGAGCGCCGGCGGAAGAAGAGGCUUCCCGUCCGCCGGUGGAGAUGUGAUGAGGCCAGGUGUUAACUAAUCCGGAGACGAGCUGAAGGCCAACUCCGCAGGCGAAGGAAUCUGACUUGAAAAAUGGAUUUAUUUUUUAAGUAUUUCACAUUUUCAGCUAGCAGAAGUGCUGAGCUUUUUUUCUUUUUCUUUUGAAGGAAUGGUAGCUAUUUUAAAAGUCCCUCCUGUCACGCAGCACAGGCUUUUUGUAGUCCAAAUUCUGCAAAAGAAUACACAUUUGAACAGCCGUGAAUUUUGCUUCAAAGAUUUCCAACUUUGUCUUUAGAUUUCUGGUAGACAGAAGCUGUUUGUCAGUAGGGAAAAUGCUAAUUUGUUUGUCCUGAAAGCUACCGAAAUGUAACGUUAAUUGGCCUUUAUAGGUGAGAUUGAAACACUACUACUUUUCAAAGGUGUUCACGUGAAAGCAACAGAAGUGGUUCUCCCCGCAGAUUUCCAAGAGAAAAAUCUGACGUGUUCUGCGCUGUUCACAGGGAGGAAAAAAAUACAGAUGUGUUUGGUGAAAGCUACACAAGAGGGGUUUAUGUUAUGUUUGACAAGCCUGGUCUGAGCUGAGCUAGUGCCCAGCGUUUACACUGUGUGUACAGUAAGUUGUUACACAGCAUCUUUACAGCAACUCUUUUCCCUUUUUGCUUCUCAUGUUUUAAUCCACAACUUUUUUUUUGUUGUAAAUCCAAGAGCAUGUAGUGUCAUUGUUUCUUUUUCAUGUGGCUUUAAUAUUGCACUCAAUUGUGGACCUUACUCGCUUUCCGCUGCUGACUUAUGGGCCGCAGUGUAACCUGCUGAAAGGACUGGUGAUCCUCUGGAGAGUCAUGAAAAAAAAUAUGAUUUCAAUCGCACCUUUUUACUUUCUCUAUACACGUGCACCUGUACUUUUUCAUUCCAGCGUGUGUUAAGGGUUGUAGAUGUUGUUACAGGUUUCUUUAUUUUGUUAUCGUCAAUGUUUGCCUUUUUCUGUACAGGCAGGCCUGCAGAUAUUUACUUAUUUAUGUUCUGUUUUUAUGGAUUCAUUUUCGCUUUAUUUGAAGCUAUCAGUCUUUCUUUUUGAUGCUUGUUUUAGUCUUUGUGACUCGUGUACUUGCACUUUGUAGAGAUGGAUCGAAGCAAAUGAGCGACUUGCCUUUUUUUUUGUUUUGUUUUUUAUCGAAGAAAACAUUGUGACAUACAGAGCUGAUGACCCAAAACGAAACGUCCAAUGCAUGAGCCAUCUGCAGGGGCUGACCUGUGAAUUUUUUUGCCUGAAAAGGCUCAGUCGUCAUCUCUGACUUUGUAUUAAAAGAAAAAGCCUCAAGCAGCCGAGUAUGUCGCCAUAGCUACAGUGAGCGAAGGAGACUGCUGGCUCUGGUAAAUUGUGGAGGUAGAGCACACUGCUAGAGCAUCUAUCCAAGCACUGAGGGACUUCUCAUUCAUCGAGGAUAUUUUUGUCGCCAUCCUUAACCCGCCCACAGCCAUGGUAUUAAAAGGUUUUGUUGCUUUUCUUUUAUGGACAUGUUAGAAAAUACAUGUAUUGUCCCUUCUUUGUGCGUUCAGGAAAGAUAAAAGGCAUGCAGAGAUUUAGCCUAGCUUAGCACAAAGACUGGAAGCAGUAGGAAAGUGCUAGCCAGAUACUCGUAUUCCCUUAUCGGGUCAGGUUGUGAUUAACAACAGCUACCUGUUUUUUUUCCACACUUCAAAAAUGGCUAAGAAAAUGAGCUACCAUCCAGUCAGAUUGUAUUUUUAACAUUCCGCCCAUUUAAUAGUUUUAUGAGCAGCUCAGAAAUGUGACUUGUGUUCCUCCGUAACUUCUCAAACAAGUAUCUCUGGACUGGAUAUUACCCAGGUUAAGACAGCAGACAAAAGCAUGAAUAGCCAAACACAAAUUUGUUUGAAGCCUGAUGCCUACUGGUGAAAGGAAGUCAUUGGAUGGUCCCGUAUGAUAUCCCGUCACUCGGAAGAUACUGGUGGCCCCCCAGGUGGUUGCAGAGCAGCAAGGGUGGGGCAAAGGUCUGAAAGUAAUAUCCUGGGUCUUUUCAGAGUGGUGCAGUGAUGACCAAAUUUUUGUAGGCCGACUAAAAAGAUCCCUCGAUUAUAAUCAAUGGGAUUUUUCCAUUCAGAAAAUUGCAGAAAAUAAGUUCUUUGGCAGGAUUAUCUCCACAUUCUCAACACUGUUUAUUUUAAAGCGUUAUGUUACAAGAGGCAGAAGUCAAAUAACUAACGUCAGGCUAUGACGGUUCUAUGACUAAGGGGAAGCUGCUCGUUUGCCAUGAAAUUGUUUAUUAGACUCUUUUAGUCACCUUUUAGCAACUGCUGUUUUAUGACACGAAUAAGCUUUGGGCAUUCACCAUUGGGGUGUUUACUGAGGUAUUUUAUGUCCUAGAACAAACUUGGAAAAUAUUUUAAAUGUGUAUUAAGCACAGACCGUAUUUCAGUCAUCAAACCAAAAACUCAUUCAAAAAAAAUGUUGACUUUGAGACGAGAGGAACCGAGGUUAACUUAUUUCCAGAUUUUAAAGACUCAUCCCUGCACCACUCUUGUUUGUAGUUUUGGUCAUAACUGCGGUUAAGUUUAUUGCUGAGAUCUGGGAACACGGUAGAGAUUUAACUUUCUGGGUUGUGAAAACCCAACCAGAGCUAAAAGGACUCAGGUUAACAUUCUUCAGUGGACCAGAAUCACAAGUUGAAUGUUCCUAGAUGAUUUAAAGAAAUUAUUCUAUAACCCAGCAGUUAUGUUUGCUGCUAGGUUGAGGGUUCACCUGGUUGACCUUGACUUGACUCCUGCGUUGGGGUUAGACAAUGUAGGCAUUUUAUUUAAGAUGACAUAUCACCCAGCCUGUUGCAGGAAGCUGAGUUGAAAUGUUACAGAACUUUAAUCGCAAAGACUUUAGCUUGUUUUGGGAUCGUGAAGGAGACUUGAAGUAGAUAUAAUUAAUAAAUAUUACUGGUACACACAGAAGAGGAUGAGGUUGUGUGUGGAGGAAGAUCAUUGAAGACUCGAGGCUAGGAAUAUACCUGGAUUUCUUAUUUUUGUUUUGAGCAAGCAUUUCUAGGACUUGCAGUUCAUUCCUAACCUCAGAAAUAGAUGUUGACGAUACUGGCUGAACUUUACUUGCUUGUUCUAGAGCGUCUGAUCUUGGCAAUUACUUUUUCCCAGGUCAAGACUGAACUGUCGGCCUCACUACAAGAAGCACACAGCCUUUGUCCUCUUCAACAGGAAGUGUGCUGUAUUUAUUUUCUGUAGAGAUCAUUGCUUUCUAUGAGAAUAUCGCCACAGAUUUGUCUGCUGAACCUUUAUAGAAUCAGUAGGUGUACACACUGAGCUCCGUCACUAAGGCUCUCCACAUAAUGCUCCCCCUCCUCAUCCAAGACUUCCCGUUCUUGAAUUUCGUUUUUCUUCUUGAAAAUUUGUUCUUCUCCUUGCCUGCACCUUAAACCCAUCGAUUCCUUUCAAUUGAGAACUAUCAUGAAAAGCUUAAUGAUGUUUUUGGUUUUUUUUUUUCACCUGUAAAUAGUUGUACAAAAGGAAAUACUGUCAGUUUGCUAGGAGGCAUGGAGACUACCAAUGUAACAAAUUAUAAAGUGUUCAAAAUAAAGAGACGGAAACUAAGAGACAUUUUGAUAGGCAGACUUCUGAGAAAAAACGGUUGAGUGUAAAAAUAUUUAAGGCUGUAUCAUAAGAAGAAAGAGCUUAAUGUAUUUGUUGUGAAUAUGAAAAACUGAUAUAUUAAAGAAGUGCAUGAAAACUGU